Molecule: messenger RNA, 128 nt
Organism: Paraglomus brasilianum
Lineage: Eukaryota; Fungi; Glomeromycota; Glomeromycetes; Paraglomerales; Paraglomeraceae
Source: the annotation of a GenBank genome assembly
CAUCCAUUAGACUAAGAGGUUCGCUUAAUUAUACAAAACAUACUAUGCCUUCUCUUGCACCUGUACUAAGGGAGAUUCUUGUUGGGCUCCUCUCGGGGACUGUUACGCGUGCCGGCGAUCGGCUAAUG